CGUUUCCGCCCGUCGCGGCUGAGUCACUGUGCCGCGCCGCCGUCCGCCGCAGCAGCCCCGUGCCGGGCCGAGCCGAAUCGAGCCGGGCCCAGCCGAGCCGCUCCCCCCGCCAUGCCGCUGGAGAACCUGGAGGAGGAGGGGCUGCCCAAGAACCCCGACCUCCGCAUCGCCCAGCUGCGCUUCCUCCUCAGCCUCCGGCCCCGCGCGCCCGACCCCGCCGCGCGCGACGAGCUGAUGGCGGCCGUGCGGCUGCACAAUAUGGCUCCAUAUUAUGAAGCUCUCUGCAAGUCUCUGGAGUGGCAGAUAGACACAGACCUGUUAAACAAAAUGAAGAAAGCCAACGAGGAGGAACUGAAACGUCUCGACAACGAGUUGGAAGACGCGGAAAAGAUCUUGGGGGAGAGCGAAAUCCGAGAUGCAAUGAUGGCUAAAGCUGAGUACCUGUGCAGGAUUGGGGACAAGGAGGGAGCUCUGACCGCCUUCCGCAAGACUUACGACAAAACAGUGGCGCUGGGGCACCGCCUGGAUAUUGUGUUCUACCUCCUGAGGAUCGGCCUGUUCUACAUGGACAACGACCUCAUCACACGCAACAUCGAGAAGGCAAAGAGUCUAAUAGAGGAAGGAGGAGACUGGGACAGGAGAAACCGCCUCAAGGUGUACCAGGGCCUCUACUGCGUGGCUAUUCGAGAUUUCAAACAAGCAGCAGAGCUCUUCCUGGAUACAGUGUCAACGUUUACAUCCUAUGAACUUAUGGAUUACAAAACAUUUGUAACUUACACUGUCUAUGUCAGCAUGAUUGCAUUAGAUAGGCCUGACCUUAGGGAGAAGGUUAUUAAGGGAGCAGAGAUUCUGGAAGUGUUACACAGUUUGCCAGCUGUACGACAGUAUCUCUUUUCUCUUUACGAGUGCCGUUACGCAGCCUUCUUCCAGUCGUUAGCUAUUGUAGAGCAAGAGAUGAAAAAAGAUUGGCUGUUUGCACCUCACUACCGCUACUACGUCCGGGAAAUGCGGAUUCACGCCUACAGCCAGCUCCUGGAGUCCUACCGCUCCCUCACCUUGGGCUACAUGGCAGAAGCCUUUGGGGUCAGCGUGGAAUUCAUAGAUCAGGAGCUCUCAAGAUUUAUUGCAGCUGGGCGAUUACACUGCAAAAUAGACAAAGUAAACGAGAUUGUAGAGACUAACAGGCCUGAUAGCAAGAACUGGCAGUAUCAAGAAACCAUCAAGAAAGGAGAUUUGCUGCUAAACAGAGUUCAGAAGCUUUCCAGAGUAAUUAAUAUGUAAUUUUUUUAAUGCAAGGGAAUGCAAGAUUUAGCUGUUUAAAACAUUUUGGAAGUAACCUAUAAAUAUAUUGUAUAACUUGGUAUACUGUAGGUUAAAAAAAACAACUAGAGAGAGGGGUAGUGUUUUUACUUUCCACUUCAUUAUGUAAACAAUGUUCUGUUUUGGUGUAUGGAUCCUAGUUCAUUUAUUAAAUGUAUGAUACAGUUGGUGA
Molecule: messenger RNA, 1492 nt
Organism: Colius striatus (speckled mousebird)
Lineage: Eukaryota; Metazoa; Chordata; Aves; Coliiformes; Coliidae
Gene: PSMD6
Product: proteasome 26S subunit, non-ATPase 6
Exons: 8
Coding region: 112-1281 (389 amino acids)
Biological process (GO): proteasome-mediated ubiquitin-dependent protein catabolic process
Cellular component (GO): proteasome regulatory particle
Molecular function (GO): protein binding
Source: RefSeq, a predicted model, not a curated record